Messenger RNA from Aedes albopictus (Asian tiger mosquito), 1567 nucleotides. RefSeq names its product protein THEM6. The record is from RefSeq and is a predicted model, not a curated record. The transcript has 3 exons. Bases 626 to 1327 code for a protein of 233 amino acids. NCBI's taxonomy places the organism in Eukaryota, Metazoa, Arthropoda, Insecta, Diptera, Culicidae.
UUCCCGCAGGAAGCCAAACUGUCACACACGGCCGAUAGCAUCGGACGGUAGCCACUCGGCCCCGCUAGUAUUUUUCAAGAAUUUUUUUGGCAGCGGUGCACAACUUUCCAUUUUUUUUUUCCUUCUACAUUAGAAAUCGUGUUUCGUUCUCCUGACCUUUCGCGAAAUUGUCGCAGUGCACUUGGAUGCAGUUACCUUGGCUUACUGCUGCGAUGGGUAUCACCAGGAAUUAAGUGCGUGUGCUAGAUUUCUCCCGCUUGCUUUGCCAGCAGCAACGAGGAAGAAAAGUGGAGAAAAUUGAAACAUGGCCAACCAAGUCAAGUGCAAAGCCAAGGUUCGACGAAAGUAGGCGGAUAUCGUGCCCAUUGGAAUCAGCUGAUUUUGUUGUAGAGUAGAUUUUCCUCUCCAGAAAAUAGUUGAAUCACUAUUUUAGAAAAUGAUAUUCCUGUAAUAGUCCUGGUACUGACACCGUUGGAUCCCAAAAUCAUCGAUUGACGACGGUGAUUAUCCAAUCCCUGAGGUGAAGAAAAAGGUGCUUUCGAUCGGAUUGUGGCCCAGGUAGAAAAUCAAUUUUUCAUGGUAAUUUUUUGCCCCAUUCUGCGGUUGGAUAGCUAGAGCCAAGGAAAUGUUGUGCACCGUGUUGGGAAUCGUGCUGGGUGUGUUGGUGGCACUUUAUGCCCUGUUUGAGUUGCAUUAUUUCCUGAGGAUGUGCCUUUGCGUGGUGGCGGCCCGGUAUAUCAAGAAGCGGAUGCAUAUUCUGGAAACGGCCACUGUCACUGGUCUCUGUCUCACCAAUGAUAUCGACACCCUGCUCUACCACAUGAACAAUGCCCGCUACCUUCGGGAGGUGGACUUUGCCCGGGUGGAUUUCUACGAGCGUACGCUCCUCUACCGGACCAUCCGCAGCAAGGGAGGCUCCGUGGUCCAAGGGGCAACGACCAUCCGCUAUCGGAGAUUCAUUCGUCCCUUCACCCGGUUCAAAAUCAGUUCCAGGAUUGUUUACUGGGACAAUCAAUCAAUUUUUAUGGAACAUCGGUUCAUCGGAGCGGGGGAUGGGUUUAUCCACUGUAUAGCACUGUGUCGCCAGCGAGUCAUCGAAUGUUCGGCGGAGGAUGUCAUGGCGACGCUGCUGAAGGGCAGUGCUACUGCGACCAGCUCGACGGAGUGCUUGGAUCGUUUGGAGAACGGCGGUGGGGCGGUCAUAGUAGGCAACGGAGGCAGUGAGUACGUCAGCAGUAGCAAGCUGAAACCGGAAAUGCCACAGGAGGUUGCCAAGUGGCUGGAAUGGAACGAGAUUUCCAGCGCCAAUUUACGGAAUGAGUGCUGAUUUUUGGGCCGAGGUGGCUAUUGUUAGACGGUGCAAUUAUCCUUUAAGGUGAUUGUCGAUCGGUUUUAUGUUGAUAUUUCUAGAAAUAACUAUUUUAUUUAUUUAGGAAUUGUGGAUGUUUAUAAUGUCCUAACGCUUUCCUUAGGAAGGCAACGCGCUUAGAUUGAAUAUGAUGGAUUCUAAAAUCAUUCCUAUUGUUAACUUCUGUUGGAAUAAAUCCUUCAAAUUUUAACUCUUAAA